GCCCGGCUGUGGGUCCCGCCUGACCUGCUCCCGCCCCGGGUGCCCCAGGCCGCACCUUUUAGGGACAAGGGGGAGGGGCACAAAAGGCCGGUACUCGGGGCCUCAGUCCCAGAGCCGACUUGGGGGGGGGCGGGAAGCCCUGCAGGCAACUUGGUGGGAAGGAGGCGGGGCUUCGUGGUGGCGGGGGCGGAGCAAUAACGGGGAGGAGCUUCUGCGUGGGCGUGGCUUAGAAUGGAAAUGGGCUGGGCUUGAAGGAUGGAAGGGACCUACUUGGGGCUGAGUGGGGAAAUGGAUCUCUAGGCGAAGGUGGGCGCAGCUUAGGGUAGAAGGGGAGUAGCUGGUCAAGGAGUAGGCAUGGUGAGGUGAUGGGAUUGAGGUGUGCAGUUUGGCGAGUCUUAGUGGAAAUAAUAAGUCUUCAUAAUAUAAGUGCGGUGACUUGCGGGGGAGGGGCUCCCAGGGGAAGGCUGAGAACAAGGGGUUGAGGGGAGGGUCUUGCAAAGGACCGGGCUUCCUUCCAGGCUAGGUUUCAAGGAAAAACGAGUGAGUGGCAUUUUGGAGGCAGACCUUAGCGGAGAAGAAAGAGACGGUGGGAAGUAGGAAGCUCAGAUAGUGGUUAGUAGUAAUCAGAGCAGCUUGCCUGUAGAGCCCUUGCUGUGUGCCCAGCCUAAGUGAGCGCGCGGUGUGCACUGCCCCAGUUUUGCGUAGUCCUCACCUCCGCUCCCUGAGGUGGGUACUCCCGUUCUCCCGCACUUGCACAUGGACAAAUGCAGGAGGUUUCAGGACCGGUUAUGGUCGCCCUGAAAGGUUGACUCAAGUGCACUUGGCCCCAAAUCUCUGUCCUCUCCUACCCUAGGAAUGUGAAUCUUUAUCUGAAGAUGAUUUUCGCUCUUGAAGAAGAGUGGGAGGGCCUUUCAAAGGGGAAGGGUCUUGUCAAGGAAUACUAGAGGCUUUGGGAACAGUGUGGGGACUUUGGGAGGAGUAGGUGGGGCGAACAGUGGGCGGGGUUUAGAGAGGAGUGGGGAGUCCAUCGGAAAAGAAGGGGAGAGGCUUAAAAACGGCCCAGUAGGGUAGAAGCCACCUGGUGCUGAUUAGGAAGAUUGCCAGAGGAUCUGGAGAAGGAGAGAGCCUCCAUUCGCCACUGCCUUCCCACCACGCCAUCAUGGCUGAUACCCCGCUGCCAGUGCCCCCGGUCCCUGCCCCGGCCCCAGCCCCAGCGCCUCCCGCUGCUGCUCCCCGGGUUCCGUUUCACUGCAGUGAGUGUGGCAAGAGCUUCCGCUACCGCUCGGACCUUCGGCGUCACUUCGCCCGGCACACUGCCCUCAAACCCCACGCGUGUCCACGCUGUGGCAAGGGCUUCAAACACAGCUUCAACCUGGCCAACCACCUGCGUUCGCACACCGGCGAGCGGCCCUACCGCUGCUCUGCCUGCCCUAAAGGGUUCCGAGACUCCACCGGCCUGCUGCACCACCAGGUCGUCCACACUGGUGAGAAGCCCUACUGCUGCCUGGUCUGUGAGCUCCGCUUCUCCUCGCGCUCCAGCCUGGGCCGCCACCUCAAGCGCCAGCACCGCGGGGUGCUCCCGUCCCCGCUGCAACCCGGCCCAGGCCUGCCGGCCCUGAGCGCACCCUGCUCCGUCUGCUGCAAUGUGGGGCCCUGCUCAGUGUGCGGGGGCGCGGGGGCCGGUGGUGGCGAGGGCCCAGAGGGGGUAGGUUCGGGCCCGGGCAGCUGGGGGCUGGCAGAGGCCGCCGCCGCAGCCGCCGCUGCCUCGCUGCCCCCCUUUGCGUGUGGAGCCUGCGCGCGGCGCUUUGACCAUGGCCGCGAGCUGGCGGCCCACUGGGCGGCGCACACCGACGUGAAGCCCUUCAAGUGCCCGCGCUGUGAGCGCGACUUCAACGCCCCCGCGCUGCUGGAGCGGCACAAGCUGACCCACGACCUGCAGGGCCCAGGCGCGCCCCCCGUGCAGGCCUGGGCCCCGGGGGCCAGCGCGGGGCCCGACUCAGCCGGCGACGUCGGUGGCGCGGUGGAGGCGGGUGAUGCCCAGGUGGCCUGGGACGGCGGGCUGCUCCUGGGCCGCGCUGGGGGCGGCGUGCCUGAGCUCGCGGGGCUGCUCCCGGAAGGCGGCGGGGAGGCUCCUGCCCCAGCGGCGGCGGCCGAGGCGUCCGAAGACACCCUGUACCAGUGCGACUGCGGGACCUUCUUCGCGUCAGCCGCGGCGCUGGCCAGCCACCUGGAGGCCCACUCGGGCCCCGCCACGUACGGCUGCGGCCACUGCGGGGCCCUGUACGCGGCUCUGGCGGCCCUGGAGGAGCACCGGCAGGCGAGCCACGGCGAGGGCGGCGGAGCGGAGGCAGCAUCCGCGGCCCCAGAAGGGGAGCCAGCGUCCGGCGAGGCCGCGUCUGGCUCUGGCCGGGGCAAGAAGAUCUUCGGCUGCUCCGAGUGCGAGAAGCUGUUCCGCUCGCCGCGCGACCUGGAGCGCCACGUGCUGGUGCACACGGGCGAGAAGCCAUUCCCGUGCCUGGAGUGCGGCAAGUUCUUCCGCCACGAGUGCUACCUCAAGCGCCACCGGCUGCUGCAUGGCACCGAGAGGCCCUUCCCCUGCCACAUCUGUGGCAAGGGCUUCAUCACGCUCAGCAACCUCUCGCGGCACCUGAAGCUGCACCGCGGCAUGGACUGACGCCGCAGCCACCCUGCCGCCCCGCCUCGGGGGCCGCACUCAGGGCCUGGGUCCAGAUCCCUGGGCCCUGCCGUCAGGGGACCCCGGCUGGAGAUAGGGGUCCACCAGACACUCGCACGGUCCCAUGAGCUGGAGGCAGCAAACAAACCGGGGAGACUCCUCAGCUGCGAGGUCCGGGACCUAGGAAGAGACUCCUGAGCAACCCCAAAUCGAAAGGCCUCCCGAGUGGUGGGGACGUAGCAAUGAGAUGUGGGUGUCAGCAAGUACUUCUCAUCUUGAGGACCCUAGUGAUAAGAAAUGGGCAUCCUUCCCCCAAGGAAGACUGCCCCUCUCCCCAAGAGCCAUCAUUCCCAAUGACCUUGAUCUGGAGAAUGUGGGGGGACCAUGUCCCUGAAUUUCCCUGGAUCCCCCAAAUGCUACCCACCAGUCACUGGUGCCCUCCAAAAAUGGAUAGAGCCGAAACCUGCCUUCCCCCCACUCACCCCAUUUCAUUCCUCAUGCUGAAAGAGGACCAGGGUAGAUGCCCCUGCCCUGAAAACCCCUCCCCCCAAUUAGGUCUCCCUCCCCCAGGGCAGAAUGGAUCCACCCUAAUGAUCUUCCCUAUCCCAAACACUAGAAUAGGCUGGUUUGAAAUCCCUCCUGCCCAGUAGAAUGAACUGAAUCAGAUACACACCCCUGUCCACUGGAAUGGGCUGGUCUAGACUGUGGCCUGUACCCCACCCUCCUUAGGCCAAUAUGGCAGACACUCCUCCCUCCCUCUAGAGUGCCGGCCAGUCCCCAUCAUUCCACAUCCUGUGAACUCAUCUUGAGUGGGAAGUGGUGGACUCUGGGGCUUUUCUCCCGCUCUGCUUUAGCACCUGUCUUUCCAUCUCUGUUGGUUUGUCUGUCUCUGUGUUCCUCUCAACCCCAAGGGGAAGGGGGCUUGGCUAGGGGAUAACCCCUGUGAGCCUCGACCUUGCCCCUCAUCCCACUCCCUAAUGUCUCCACAGGGCCCCAAUAAACCUCGUCCUGUCAGUCACUGCCGUCCUGUUUUCUGAUCCUUGGCUCCAGAGAGGUGGGGGAUUUCUCCCUGAUUUAGGAUGAGCUCCCUAAAGAAAAGCAGAUCUUUCCUCCCUCCUGACAAAUGUUGAGUCCCUUAGAUACUGCACAACCAUUAAAAUCAGAAAUGGCUUAAGUUUCA
This is a messenger RNA of Neogale vison (American mink), 3854 nucleotides long. It is a transcript of the gene FIZ1, whose product is annotated as FLT3 interacting zinc finger 1. Bases 1160 to 2674 code for a protein of 504 amino acids. NCBI's taxonomy places the organism in Eukaryota, Metazoa, Chordata, Mammalia, Carnivora, Mustelidae. The record is from RefSeq and is a predicted model, not a curated record. Gene Ontology annotation, biological process: regulation of transcription by RNA polymerase II. Gene Ontology annotation, cellular component: nucleus. The transcript is spliced from 3 exons. Gene Ontology annotation, molecular function: DNA-binding transcription factor activity, RNA polymerase II-specific; RNA polymerase II transcription regulatory region sequence-specific DNA binding.